Molecule: messenger RNA, 792 nt
Organism: Entamoeba nuttalli P19
Lineage: Eukaryota; Evosea; Mastigamoebida; Endamoebidae
Exons: 2
Coding region: 1-792 (263 amino acids)
Source: RefSeq, a predicted model, not a curated record
AUGUCAACUGAACAACUUAAAGUUGCCAUUGUCGGGUAUGACGAACUAUGUGACAAGUUUAUGUAUAAAUUAGAAAAUGAAACCAAUACUCAUAUAGAGGUGUUAGGGAAAGAAAAAAUAAUUAAAGGAGAAAUUAAUUUAGAAAAUCAAAAAUUAGUAAUAACGUGUAUUGCUAAUGCUAGUGAGUUUAGUAUAGAAGAAUGUGGUACUGCUCUUAUUUUGUUUAAAGCUAAUGACCAAAGUAAAGAAACACAAGCACUAAUUGAUCAAAUGCAACUCAACACAGAAGAUAUUUUUGGUUAUUGUGAGGAAGAAACGAGAAUGGAUGGUAUUGCCCAAACUAAUCAAAUACCACCAAUGUCAACAAUCAAAGACGUUUUAUUGAUUGUUAGAAAUAUUAAAAAAAAUAGAAUAGCCAUUGGUGAUAUUCUUGCAUUGAAAGAAAUUGAAGAAAAUGCUCGUGGUGCUCUUGAAAAACAAAGAGAAAAAAACAAAAGAGAACUAGAAGAAUUCUCUAAACCGAUAGAACAAGCUUUAAAGGAUAAAAUUACAGAAGAAAGUCUUCUUCUUGGAGAACAAUCUUCUGAAGAAGUUGAAGAUAUUCAUUGGACUGAUGAUGAGGAAGAAAAGAAUGAAACAGAAACACAAAAAGAUAACAGAAAAAGAACUGGUCAAAUGGUUUUUGCCUCAAGUGGAAAAAUAGUUGCUGCACCACCACCAUUAAAGAAAAAACGAGUAACAAAACCAAAAACAAAGUCAAAAGUUAAAUCAACGAAUAAGAAAAAUAAAUGA